Molecule: messenger RNA, 1395 nt
Organism: Penicillium alfredii
Lineage: Eukaryota; Fungi; Ascomycota; Eurotiomycetes; Eurotiales; Aspergillaceae
Product: hydrogen/calcium exchanger domain-containing protein
Exons: 2
Coding region: 1-1395 (464 amino acids)
Biological process (GO): calcium ion transmembrane transport; intracellular calcium ion homeostasis
Cellular component (GO): fungal-type vacuole membrane
Molecular function (GO): calcium:proton antiporter activity
Source: RefSeq, a predicted model, not a curated record
AUGGGUUCAAUCAGAUCCGCUGCAUCUCAGAAUGCGGACUCUCGCCCACAUGGCCACGAAUCGAGGCCAUCUGCAGAGAUGCAAGCACCAGAGAAAUCCACCUCUCUCUUGCCCACUCAUGAGAGAACCCCCACUCGCCUUCAUGGGCUUUUCCGUGUGGACACUGCAGGAGAAAGUGGACGGUCUGGUAUCCAUCCGCUCCAUCUGCUGGUAGUGUGUUUUAGGAGCGUCUGCACUCUAUCGAUGAUCGUCAAUGUCCUCUGGCCCUUUGUCCCAGCUGCUAUCGUCAUGCACUUUGCCCGGCCAGACCUCCAUGUCUGGAUCUUCAUUCUCAACUACAUCGCGAUGGUGCCAUCAGCCAACCUUCUUGGCUUUGCAGGUGGGGAGCUGGCCAAAAAGUUGCCCAAGAUGCUAGGGGUUCUCUUGGAGACAACUCUCAGCUCGGUAGUGGAAAUCGUGCUGUUUAUGGUCCUCCUUCACAACGACGGCGAGCGUGGAGUUGACCUGAUCCCGGUCAUUCAGGCUGCCAUCCUUGGCUCCGUCCUGGCUAACCUGCUCCUGUGCUUGGGCAUGUGCUUUUUCGUCGGAGGCCUUCGGCGUGAGGAGCAGGUGUUCCACGAGGCAGUUAGCGAAGUGGGCACAGGACUCCUCCUGGUGGCAGGCUUUGGCCUUUUGAUCCCUACCGCUUUCUUUUCAGCUUGGAGAAACAAUACCAACCAGCACUAUACCCUGGAGAAGCUGUCGCAGGAUGUCUUGAUGAUCAGCCGUGCCACUUCAGUAAUCCUCCUGAUCGCCUUCGUCGCCUACCUUGUUUUCAACCUGCACAGCCAUAAUUCGAUUUACGACGAGGUACUGGAGAAGGAUGAAGCGCAGGAUGAAGAUCGAGAUGAGGAGAUGAGGAGGGCGAAACUCACAAUGACCGAAUGUCUGGUGAUAAUUGCGGUCUCUCUGACUUGUGUCUGCAUGUCAGCAGUGUUUCUGGUCCAAGAGAUCGAACACAUCGUGGAACUGGGCAUUUCCGACAACUUUAUGGGGUUGAUUUUGGUCCCUCUGGUCGAGAAGGCCGCCGAGCACCUGACGGCCGUCGACGAAGCCUGGGACAACCAGAUCAACUUUGCUCUUUUCCAUUGUUUGGGUCCCUCGAUUCAGACAACACUGUUGAACGCUCCCCUCGCCGUCCUUGUGGGAUGGGGUAUGGGCAAGGGGAUGAGCCUGAAUUUUGAGAUCUUCAUGAUCGUGCUCUUGGUACUGUCGAUCUUGGUCGUGGGCAAUUUCCUGCGGGAUGGCAAGUCCAACUGGCUCGAGGGAGCGCUGUGUGUGAUGGUCUAUGUGAUUAUCGCGGUCACCAGCUACUAUUAUCCCCCCGUGCACAUGGCAUCGACCAACCUGGCCUAG